Messenger RNA from Daphnia pulex (common water flea), 737 nucleotides. Its product is annotated as putative peptidyl-prolyl cis-trans isomerase dodo. The transcript is spliced from 3 exons. Bases 166 to 642 code for a protein of 158 amino acids. Gene Ontology annotation, molecular function: peptidyl-prolyl cis-trans isomerase activity; protein binding. The record is from RefSeq and is a predicted model, not a curated record. Gene Ontology annotation, cellular component: cytosol; nucleus. NCBI's taxonomy places the organism in Eukaryota, Metazoa, Arthropoda, Branchiopoda, Diplostraca, Daphniidae.
GUAUCUCCUUCUCUGGACUGUUCUUUGCUGUCAAAGUCAAAUCAAGCCGACAACUUUGUCGUAGUUUGAAAACCAUACAUACUAUUGUCGCUAUUUUAUAUUUAAUAUAAUUCGUCGUGUGCACAUUUCGCAAAGUCUCUAUACUCAGUCAACACCACCAUCAAAAUGUCUGAAGAAUUGCCACCUGGUUGGGAGAAACGUGUAAGCCGAUCGUCAGGAACAAGUUACUACUUGAAUAUCUACACCAAAGAGAGUCAAUGGGAUGCUCCAACUAAACCAGCAGAGCGUGCUUCAUCAAACGGCCCAGAAAAGGUUCAAUGCAGUCAUCUUCUUGUCAAACACAGGGAUUCUCGUAGACCAUCAUCAUGGCGGCAAGACAACAUCACCAUAUCUAAAGAAGAGGCUAUGGAUUUGCUAGUUGUUUAUCAAGAGCAGAUUGUUAAUGGUGAAGCUUCGUUUGCUGAAUUGGCCUCAAAAUACUCAGACUGCAGUUCAGCCAAGAAAGGUGGAGAUCUUGGUAGUUUUGGUAGAGGAGCAAUGCAGAAACCGUUUGAAGAUGCUGCUUUUAGCUUAAAAGUUGGUGGAAUGAGUGAACCUGUGUGGACUGAUUCAGGAGUUCAUAUUAUUCUUCGCACUGCUUGAAUUACAUUUUUCUUUUAAUUCUCUUUUUACUAGAAAUUUUGGAUGUUUUCGUCUAUUGCAUACCAUACCCUUAUACAACAUUAUUAUUGCAAGUA